GGGGAAAGGUGUCAGAUAAAGGAGGGCUCUCCUCCCGAGUGGAGGCAUCAUGGCCGCUAAAUCAGACGGGAGGCUGAAAAUGAAGAAGAGCAGCGACGUGGCGUUCACCCCGCUGCAGAACUCGGACCACUCGGGCUCGGUGCAGGGAUUGGCUCCGGGCUUGCCGUCGGGGUCGGGAGCCGAGGACGAGGAGGCGGCCGGGGGCGGCUGCUGCCCGGACGGCGGUGGCUGCUCGCGCUGCUGCUGCUGCUGCGCCGGGAGCGGCGGCUCCGGGGGCUCGGGCGGCUCCGGCGGCGGCGCUGGCGGCCCGGGCGGCGGCGGGGCGGGCUCGGCGGCGCUGUGCCUGCGCCUGGGCAGGGAGCAGCGGCACUACUCACUGUGGGACUGCCUCUGGAUCCUGGCCGCCGUGGCCGUGUACUUCGCGGACGUGGGCACGGACGUCUGGCUCGCCGUGGACUACUACCUGCGCGGCCAGCGCUGGUGGUUCGGGCUCACGCUCUUCUUCGUGGUGCUCGGGUCGCUGUCGGUGCAAGUGUUCAGCUUCCGCUGGUUUGUGCACGAUUUCAGCACCGAGGACAGCGCCGCGGCCGCAGCUGCCUCCAGCUGCCCUCAGCCUGGAGCGGAUUGCAAGACGGUGGCCGGUGGUGGGUCUGCAGCCGGGGAAGGCGAGGCUCGUCCUUCCACGCCGCAAAGGCAAGCAUCCAACGCCAGCAAGAGCAACAUCGCCGCGGCCAACAGCGGCAGCAACAGCAGCGGGGCUACCCGGGCCAGUGGCAGUCACAGGUCUUCGUCCUGCUCCUUCUGCAUCUGGCUCCUGCAGUCACUCAUCCACAUCUUGCAGCUCGGGCAAAUCUGGAGAUAUUUCCACACAAUAUACUUAGGUAUUCGAAGCCGACAGAGUGGGGAGAAUGACAGAUGGAGGUUUUACUGGAAAAUGGUAUAUGAGUAUGCGGAUGUGAGUAUGCUGCAUUUGCUAGCCACCUUUCUGGAAAGUGCUCCCCAGCUGGUCCUGCAGCUCUGCAUUAUCGUACAGACUCAUAGCUUACAGGCCCUCCAAGGUUUCACAGCGGCAGCCUCCCUCGUGUCCUUGGCCUGGGCCUUGGCCUCCUACCAGAAGGCCCUCCGGGACUCUCGAGAUGACAAGAAGCCCAUCAGCUACAUGGCCGUCAUCAUCCAGUUCUGCUGGCACUUUUUCACCAUCGCCGCCAGGGUCAUCACGUUUGCCCUCUUUGCCUCGGUGUUCCAGCUGUACUUUGGGAUCUUCAUCGUCCUUCACUGGUGCAUCAUGACCUUCUGGAUCGUCCACUGUGAGACAGAAUUCUGCAUCACCAAAUGGGAAGAGAUUGUGUUCGACAUGGUGGUGGGGAUUAUCUAUAUCUUCAGUUGGUUCAAUGUGAAGGAAGGCAGGACACGCUGCAGGCUAUUCAUUUACUAUUUUGUGAUCCUUUUGGAAAAUACGGCCUUGAGUGCCCUCUGGUACCUCUAUAAGGCUCCCCAGAUUGCAGACGCAUUUGCCAUCCCAGCGCUGUGUGUGGUGUUCAGCAGCUUUUUAACCGGCGUUGUGUUUAUGCUGAUGUAUUAUGCCUUCUUUCAUCCCAAUGGACCCAGAUUCGGGCAGUCACCAAGUUGUGCUUGUGAGGACCCAGCCGCUGCCUUCACUUUGCCCCCAGACGUGGCCACAAGCACCCUACGGUCCAUCUCCAACAACCGCAGCGUUACCAGCGACCGCGAUCAGAAAUUCGCAGAGCGGGAUGGGUGUGUACCCGUCUUUCAGGUGAGGCCCACUGCCCCGUCCACCCCAUCAUCUCGCCCACCACGGAUUGAAGAAUCAGUCAUUAAAAUUGACUUGUUCAGGAAUAGGUACCCAGCAUGGGAGAGACACGUGUUGGACCGAAGCCUCCGAAAGGCUAUUUUAGCUUUUGAAUGUUCCCCAUCUCCUCCGAGGCUGCAGUAUAAAGACGAUGCCCUUAUUCAGGAGCGGUUGGAGUACGAAACCACUUUAUAAAGCAAAGGGAGUUGCAGGAGCCACAACAUCCAGAUAAAGGGGUG
This is a messenger RNA of Saimiri boliviensis boliviensis (Bolivian squirrel monkey), 2049 nucleotides long. It is a transcript of the gene XKR4, whose product is annotated as XK related 4. Lineage: Eukaryota; Metazoa; Chordata; Mammalia; Primates; Cebidae. Gene Ontology annotation, biological process: apoptotic process involved in development; engulfment of apoptotic cell; phosphatidylserine exposure on apoptotic cell surface. Gene Ontology annotation, cellular component: plasma membrane. The record is from RefSeq and is a predicted model, not a curated record.